AUGGCCCAGUCCCUGUGCCCGCCGCUCUCCGAGUCCUGGCUCCUCUCCCCGGGUUGGGGCCCGGCCCGGGCUCCGCCGCCCUCCGACAGGGACUGCGGCUGCUCCCCCGCCUCGUCCCCGGACUCCUGGGGCAGCGUCCCGGCCGGCAGCCCCGAGCCGAGCCCCGGGCGGCCCGGCGCCACGCCGCCCCCCCGAGCCCGGAGCGCUGGCAGGCGCGGCGGCCGAGGCAGCCGCCUGGGCUCCGGGCAGCGGCAGAGCGCCAGCGAGCGCGAGAAGCUGCGCAUGCGUACGCUCGCCCGCGCCCUGCACGAGCUGCGCCGCUUUCUGCCGCCGUCCGUGGCGCCCGCCGGCCAGAGCCUCACCAAGAUCGAGACGCUGCGCCUGGCCAUCCGCUACAUCGGCCACCUGUCGGCCGUGCUGGGCCUCAGCGAGGAGAGCCUGCAGCGGCGGCGACGGCGGCGCAGCGGCGCGGCGGCGGCGGCGCCUCGGGGCUGCCCGCUCUGCCCCGACGGCGGCCCCGCGCAGGCGCAGACGCAGACUCAGGUGCAGGUGCAGGCGCGCGCCCCGGGCCUGGGCUCCGCCGCCGGCGCCGCCGCGUCGUGGGGGUCCCCGCCGGCCUGUCCCGGAGCACUAGCGGCGCCCGAGCCUCGAGAACCGCCGGUGUUUUACGACGAGGCAGCGUGUCCGGAAUCGCUGGCAGUGGAGCUGAGCCCCUCGUCUCCGCUCUUUCCCGGCGACGUGCUGGCCCUGCUGGAGACCUGGAUGCCCCUUUCGCCCCCGGAGUGGCCGCCGGCCUGA
Messenger RNA from Neomonachus schauinslandi (Hawaiian monk seal), 798 nucleotides. It is a transcript of the gene MESP1, whose product is annotated as mesoderm posterior bHLH transcription factor 1. Gene Ontology annotation, cellular component: nucleus. The record is from RefSeq and is a predicted model, not a curated record. Gene Ontology annotation, biological process: heart morphogenesis; mesoderm formation; regulation of transcription by RNA polymerase II. Lineage: Eukaryota; Metazoa; Chordata; Mammalia; Carnivora; Phocidae. Gene Ontology annotation, molecular function: protein dimerization activity; DNA-binding transcription factor activity, RNA polymerase II-specific; RNA polymerase II cis-regulatory region sequence-specific DNA binding.